Molecule: messenger RNA, 330 nt
Organism: Phascolarctos cinereus (koala)
Lineage: Eukaryota; Metazoa; Chordata; Mammalia; Diprotodontia; Phascolarctidae
Source: RefSeq, a predicted model, not a curated record
AUGGUCAGCUCCUGUUGUGGCUCUACCUGCUCUGGCCAGAGCUGUGGCUCUGGCUGCUGUGCCCCCUGUUGCUGCAGGACUGGCUGCUGCUUCCGACCUCCCUGCUACCAGAGCACCUGCUGCAGGACCAACUGCUACAGGCCCACCUGCAUUGUGUCCACCUGCUGCCGCCCUAGCUGCUGUGGGUCCAGCUGCUGCCAGCCCUGCUGCCGCCCCAGCUGCUGUGGGUCCAGCUGCUGCCAGCCCUGCUGCCGCCCCAGCUGCUGUGGGUCCAGCUGCUGCAGAACCACCUGCUGCCGCCCAGCCUGCUGUGGUUCCUCUUGCUGCUAA